AUGACAAAGAUAGCCGAAAAAACACAGCUUCAACAAUGCCCUGCUCAACAUGCUCGCGCGGUGGACACACCUGCUCACUUGCACGGGGCCGGCCUUGCUUCUGUUGAAGCCUUGGAAUCAUGCAAUGCGCUGGGACUCACUCAGGGAUGGCAGCUGUUCGUGCCAGGGCUUGUGCCUGCCAACUGCGAGGAGAACCUGAGGAGACGGCCUCAGAUCAUGCCCGCGCAGUGCAAGAGAGUCAUAUGCAUGGUUUGCAGAUCGCUGCACGAGGGCCAAGCACUUCACAGUGCCACGACUUCAGCAGGGCUUAGCUUGUGCGAACUCUGUGUGUGGUCUUGCCAAGAGGCCUUUCUCAUGAGCUCUUCUGCGCGCCUUGUCUGCAUCUUCUUCCAGCUUUAA
Messenger RNA from Symbiodinium natans, 399 nucleotides. Lineage: Eukaryota; Dinophyceae; Suessiales; Symbiodiniaceae. The record is from the annotation of a GenBank genome assembly.